This is a messenger RNA of Xyrauchen texanus (razorback sucker), 2881 nucleotides long. Its product is annotated as melanin-concentrating hormone receptor 2-like. NCBI's taxonomy places the organism in Eukaryota, Metazoa, Chordata, Actinopteri, Cypriniformes, Catostomidae. Gene Ontology annotation, biological process: neuropeptide signaling pathway. The record is from RefSeq and is a predicted model, not a curated record. Gene Ontology annotation, cellular component: neuron projection; membrane. The transcript is spliced from 2 exons. The coding region runs from base 278 to 1333 and encodes 351 amino acids. Gene Ontology annotation, molecular function: neuropeptide binding; G protein-coupled receptor activity.
ACGCACAGAAGGGUCCAGCUCCUGCUUUCCUGCAUUUAUAUGUGUUAAAACAGCAUCACGAGAGACUGAUGCAUCAGAAAAUGUAAUGAAAAGCAUAGCAGAUGACAACGAGACGGCAAAAGAAAACCGAAAGAGACAUUUAACAACUUUUACCGGUUUGGAUGUGAAGCGCAAGAGCUGCGCGGGAAAAGUGUGAAAGUCCACAGACUUAUGCGACAACUUUCCACAGUUUUGUUAACUUUUCUUGUGGGUUUUUUCUGACAAGUAGGCUAUUUAAAUGUCAUCAUUCACGAUGAAUACCUCGGUAUUUUUUUGCAAUUCCGAAUUUGUUAACUCGUCAAACUUGUCGUGUGUGAACCGGACCGUCCCGUCUUACAACGUCAUUGACAUCGCGUCCUUCAUGCACGUCUUCCCCACUGUCUACGGCGUCCUGUGUUCAGUUGGAGUUCUGGCCAACAGUUUGGUUAUCUAUGCUGUGGCAUCAUGCAAGAAAAAGAUGGUCUCCGACAUUUACGUGCUGAACUUGGCCAUCGCAGACCUGCUCUUUCUGUUGGUGAUGCCCUUUAACAUCCAUCAGCUGGUGAGGGACAGGCAAUGGAUCUUUGGGCACUUCAUGUGUAAGGCUGUGGUGGUGGUGGAUGUGAGUAAUCAGUUUACCACAGUGGGGAUAGUGACUGUGCUCUGCAUUGACAGGUACAUUGCCAUUGUACAUCCAACGUCAGAAAAGAGGACCAUUCAAUGGACAAUUAUCAUCAACAUUAUGGUGUGGGUGGGCAGCUUUCUUCUGAGUAUCCCAGUCAUGAUAUACGCUAAAGUGGUCUCUAAAAAGCACCUGAACAUGUGUAUGUUAUACCUGACUGGGCCAAAUGAUAUGUACUGGUACACGCUCUAUCAGUCCACAUUGGGUUUUAUUGUCCCCUUGAUCAUUAUCUGCACAUUUUACAGUCUCACAAUGUACCACGUGUUCCGCUCCAUCCGACGGGUCAAGCGCAAGCAGUCCGUGUGGGCCAAACGGGCCACUAAGACAGUGCUGAUGGUGAUCGCCCUGUUCCUGGUCUGCUGGUCCCCUUACCACAUCAUUCAGGUCAUCAACCUCUGCAUCCAACAGCCCACCAAGGAAUUUUUCUAUGCAUACAACAUUAGCAUCUGUUUAAGCUAUUCCCACAGCUGCAUCAACCCUCUCAUGCUGCUCGUCUUCGCACAGAACUACCGCGAUCGCAUCUGCCGUCGCAAGGAACUGUACUCCCAGACCAGCGUGUCCAAGACCACUGUCAAAACCGAUGGAGGCUCUAGCAUCAGCCCAGACACCAGUCACCGGUGCACUGUCAUCUAAUGGCCACGAGCCCUGCUGGACAUGUUUACUGAGAAAAGCAAGAGAAAAGCGGAGCCCUGCACUGCAACACUUGCUUCAUGAGUGUCAAUUGCACAGUAGACUUCUCAAAUGGGAAAACUGUGAAUUCCACAGUGAACAGAACUUUCAAGAGGGAUGAUGGAGUGAAUCAGUGAUGUGACUGAUGUGCCAAUGAGCUGACAGGUCAAUCGACUGUGUUUUAUGUCACUCUCUGGAAAACUGACUGUAAUGUCCUGUUUCUGUAUUACUGUUCAUUGAUUUGUAGUUAAAAAACAGCCUGAUCUCAUGAACAUUCUGCGAAUGUGAUGACAUUUUUGAAAAAUUACAUUAUAUAGUUCAGUACACAUAUUGUGGUAGUUCUGAGGUUAAACGUCCACUGUGUGGUGCUGAAAGCGAUUUCAAUGUUCUCCAAAAAGAUUAUUGCUCAAGUUUUCAAGUUAACAAAUUUUUAAUCAACAAAAGAUACCUCCCUACCCUGUACCUCAAACCCAAACUUGUACCUAACUGACAGUGCCAUAAAUGCAAAUGUAAGAUGAAAAACACAAUUGCUGAGGCUACCACGUAAUUUUGUGGUACCUUUAUCUAAUUUGUCGUCUCUGAAUUCGUACAGUCCUACGCAUUGUAGUUGAGCUACUGCGCAACUUGUUUGCACCUGAAUUAGUUUUUAAGUAGGGUUGCCACCAGGACUGGACUGGGAAGAGAAAUCGGCAUGGGAUUUGCAUAUCGCGGAAAAGGACAUUGUGCAUAUGUCCAUAGGAAUCUGCAUAUUGUGGUCCGUUCUGCAUAACGCGGCAGAUCAUUGCUGCUUAUCGUGGCCCAUUCGGUACGUUUUGCGACCGAACCACUGGCAUGCUCGGUUCGCCUGAUGCCCAUUACUCCCCUGAUCGGCCCAAAAUGUGUCGGCCCACCGGAAAAUGCCGGUAUGCCAGAUUACCAGUCCAGCCCUGGUUGCCACCACGUUCCAUAAAAAUAAGGGAUCGUCCCAUAUUUAAAGAUAAAAUCAUGCAUUCCUUAUUAAAUCAAUACAGGACGCAAUUUGUCCUCAGUUUAGGCUGGCCAAAUGGUGUCACUGCUAAAUCGUUCAAGAUUGUUAAUUUUACAUUGAUGUUUGUGAAGUUGUGGAUGAGGGACCGUCUGAAAAGUUCACACAUUGUGUUAAACAUGCUUUAACUGUGGAGGGAGGAGUAAGGGACCAUCUGAAACCGUCAGCCAUCAGAACCCUGAAAUAAGCAGAAAACAUCCGAAAUCUGCCGUUUUACUUAUGAUAUGUGUGAAAGUAAAUAAAAGUCAUUGUUGUUGCAGUGCCUCUAGUGUUCAUUUCACCAGGAAUCUGCCACAUAAAAAUAUUUUUUGGCAAAAAUGUAGGUAUAGUAAUGAUGAAACCAGGUUGUUAAAAACAAUUAAAUGGUCAAGUAUUUGACAUACUUUGUCCUUGUUGGUGUAUUUGGUGGUGUUUGUGUUUUUGAGACCAAAUAACUAAACCAUCUUACAUGUUGCACAGUGCAAAAAAAAUUACAAAAAAUAAAGAAA